GUGGCCGAGGCCGACCGUGUAGUGGAAAUGCGCCAUUAGUGCAGUCGACAAGACCAUGGAGGAAACGUUCAUGCGCUUUGCCAAAUCAUCAGGUGGCUUCACUGGACUAUACAGCCAGUUUGGGGCAUACCAGAGGUGGUGUCAAACAACCUCCACACGGGCACAGUUUUAUCAAAAGACCCUUGAGAUGGUGGACCUCAUCAAAGACCCAGACUGCCCAAGGGCGGGGAAACAUCGGGAGCUGGAGAAGGCAGAGGUCAAAAAGGGUGAGGAGGCCAUUCAGCGAACCAUCGUGACAAUUAGGAACUUUAGGAACCCCUUCACCAUCUCAGACAAGGACAGGCUCUACUCCCUGGCUUCUGGUGCUCCUGUCCUCAUGGAGGUCGAGAUGGACGUGCUACAAGCAGAAACUGUGGACAAGGCUGCUAAAGCUGAGUUCAUCAAACGGCUACAGAGCAGAGAGCCAGCUAGCUUCUUUGACCCAAUCAAAAAGAAGAAGCUCAAGACCAUGGAAGCUUGUAACAAAAAGGUCACCCUCACAUCCUCACAGGGAAAGGUCAUCCAGUAUCAGGAGCAAAACAAUCUUGCUUUCCUGCUCCUUGUCAAGUCACAACGUGCAGAGGACCCAUUGGUCUUGGAGGAACUCAUGAAAUAUCCCCUAAUGCCUGUGCCCCCUAGCCUUGGGACACCAGAUGGGUUUUUCUCCAAGACUAAUAAAGCGGCUCUUCUGCACUACAAUCUGGAGGACACCACCCCAAAGGAUCUGCCAUACCCUAAGGAUGCCCUGUUCAUCCAGGAUGGCAUGGCUCUGCUCCAUGUCCUCACCAACCUUCCCCCAACAUGUGGGGAGAUAUGCCUACAAGUGCUUGAUCAGAUGGUGGCCAAAAAGCACUUUUUGUUCUCGACUGACAGUUACCAUCCAGGAUCUAUCAAAGCACAGGAGAGGUUGAGACGUGGCAGUUCAGAGAAGAUCAUUUUGGCUGGACCAGCAACCAGGAAGCCAUAUGACUUCAAGAUGUUUCUCACAAAUGAUGACAACAAAAAGCAACUCUGCCAGCUCCUGCUGCGAGUAUGGAGUGAUCAACAGGCAGCUUCAAGGCUGGAGAGAACAGAAAUGGCAGUGCUGAUCGUGGAAGGGAGAGCCCAUCAACUUCUCUCCUCAAACGGCAAGGUUGAGGUACGUGAGCUCCCCACAAUCUACAGCAACCAGGAAGAGACUGAUACAAGGGUGGUACUCUACCUUCAUCAUGCUGCUGCCCUUGGGUACAAGAAUGCUGUAGUCAGAACACCUGACACAGAUAUCUUUGUGAUUCUUCUUUACCACGCUCAUGCCAUCAGGCUGACUAUAUACCUGGAUACGGGGUCAGGGAAACAUAGACAACUUCUCAACCUCUCUGAGCUUGCAGAAUCCCUGGGAGAAGACUACUGUGCCACACUUCUUGGAUUCCAUGUGUUCAGCGGAGAAGACUGCACCAGUGCCUUCAAAGGGAAGGGGAAGGUGGGGCCCUUGAAAAAGCUGGAGAAGAACCCAAAGUUUCACAGGGCGUUCAGUCAACUCGGUGACAACUGGAAUGUCAAGCCUGAGGUGCUGAAGCAGUUGGAGCAAUUCACCUGUCUGAUAUAUGGAGAGAGUCGUGAGUCUUCAGUGGACGUAGUCCGUGCCAAGUUGCUGCGCAAAAUGGUGGGGCAGGACGAUAAACUCACUGCCAAGUCUAAGGUUGACCUGGCUCGCCUUCCUCCAUGCUAUGAUGCUCUGAAGCCGCACGUCCAACGUGUGAACCAUCGCGUCGCCCUGAACAAGCGAGCUGAUGAAUCAAUUUUAGAAAAACCAAACCCCUAUGAUGAGGAGCAGGGAUGGAUGAGGACUGAUGGAGUGUUGAGACCGGUGUGGUCCUGUCCUGCCAACCUCCCUGGUUGA
This is a messenger RNA of Trematomus bernacchii (emerald rockcod), 1918 nucleotides long. RefSeq lists its product as uncharacterized. The coding region runs from base 56 to 1918 and encodes 620 amino acids. NCBI's taxonomy places the organism in Eukaryota, Metazoa, Chordata, Actinopteri, Perciformes, Nototheniidae. The record is from RefSeq and is a predicted model, not a curated record. The transcript is spliced from 4 exons.